UACUGUUCUCAGGAUGGCAGACUAUGCGGGCGACCCCGUGCAGCUGUGCGUGGGCGAGUGGGGGCGGUGGCAGUGGCGCAACGCGGUGCUGCUGUCGCUGCUCAAGAUGCCCAUCGCCUGGUACCAGCUCAGCAUCCUCGUGCUGGAGGCGCCGUCGCCUUUCUGGUGCGCCGGACACCCGACCACGCAGGAAUCCUAUGACGCUUGCGUAGUGCCACGUAAUUCAUCCACUUGGAACGACAGUUCGUCAUUGGAACCAUGCUCAUCGUGGGAAUACGCACCUGACAUUUUCACAUCUACUAUAGUAACGGAGUGGGACCUGGUAUGCAGCCGGAAGCACCUGGCCGACGUGACGCAGUUCACGUUCAUGUUGGGAGUUCUUCUGGGGACGGUAGUCGCUGGCGCAGCAGCUGACAGGUGGGGCCGCAAGAAGCCACUCAUAUUCUGCAUCGGGCUGCAAGUGCUGGCUAGCACGGCGGCCGCGCUGGCCCCGUGGCUCCCUCUGUUCAUCCUGUGCCGCUUCAUCUUGGCCACCGCCACUGGAGGCAUUCUCGUUAUUGGUUUCGUCUUGGCAAUGGAGAUCUCGGGAGACAGACACCGGACGACAGUGUCGGUGCUGUACCAGCUGCCGUUCACCGUGGGCCUGUGCAUCAUGGCAGCCGCCGCCUACAUGCUGCGCGACUGGCGUCACUUCCACCUCUCCUUAUCGGCGCUCUCUGCACUCUUCCUCUCCUACGCGUGGCUGGUGCCGGAGUCUCCGCGCUGGCUGCUGGCGGUGGGGCGCCGCGAGUGUGCGGUGCGUGUGCUGAGCCGUGGCGCCGAGCUCAACCGGCUGGACGCGGCGGCGGUGCGGGAGCGCCUGCCGGCCGCCAUCCAACAGCCCGAGCAGCAGCCCCGGCCGGGCAUCACGGCGCUCUUCCGGUCCGCCUCCCUGCGGCGCAGGAUGUGCGUGCUCUGCCAAGCCUGGUUCGUCUCCGGCCUUACCUUCUUCUCCUUCACGCAGUCUCUGGACAGAAUGGGAAGCAACAUAUUUUUCAACAUCACGAUGGCAGGGGUUGUUGGAAUUCCAGGAACAAUACUGUGCCUGUUUGUUAUUCGCCUGGGACGAAAACGCAGUGUUAUGAUUGGGCAGAUCAUUUUAAUUAUGUGUUGUCUCCUUAUCACAGCUUUUCCCAAAGGAUCUUACGCGUACGACUGGCCGAGACUGAGCCUGUCAGGUGUGGCCAUCACGUCGAUGGCAGUGUCGUUCACGACGGUGUACCUCUACUCCGGAGAGCUGCUGCCCACUGUGGUGCGCAAUGCCGGCCUCGGCUUUGCAGCCAUGUUUAGCCGCCUGGGCUCUGCGAUAGCUCCGUUUGUUAAGUCGCUGGACGCGUACUGGGUCCAUUUGCCGAUGCUGAUCAUAGGAUGUGCAGCACUGAUUACGACGGUGGGUAUUUCUUUCCUACCUGAGACUAAGGGACAGCCACUACUUGACACAUUUGAAGAAGAUGACAGACGGAACAAGGAAGAAGUGGGAGAUCAGAAGAGUUACACCUACAAAAUAGUCAACCAACAGGACCAGAAAACAGUGACGAGCAACUGUUAAGGAGAUCGGAAUUACGAGAAAAAAGUGGAAAAUACUCAUUCUGGAAAUAAAAAAAAGUCUGCUGUUGAAAGGAUGCAAAAGAACGAAUUAUUAGUUAAAAAUUGGAAUUUACUGGCCCAUUUUCUUUAGUUUAAGAAUUGUCAUAUUUGUGUUCCUCUGGCGAGUUAAAAAUGUUGCCAAAUUAUGUUUACUGAUAUUACCUUAUCCUUCAGAAUAUUGCUUUCA
This is a messenger RNA of Schistocerca cancellata (South American locust), 1813 nucleotides long. Its product is annotated as organic cation transporter-like protein. Gene Ontology annotation, molecular function: transmembrane transporter activity. Gene Ontology annotation, biological process: transmembrane transport. The transcript is spliced from 11 exons. The record is from RefSeq and is a predicted model, not a curated record. The coding region runs from base 14 to 1588 and encodes 524 amino acids. Gene Ontology annotation, cellular component: membrane. NCBI's taxonomy places the organism in Eukaryota, Metazoa, Arthropoda, Insecta, Orthoptera, Acrididae.